AUGACUUCUUACUUUGCGGCCGUGCCCAACAUCCCAGAGCAGAAGCUGCUGAAUCUCAAGGUGGCGGCUCCCUGUGUGCUCUACAAGUCCAAGAUCGAGGCCCUCUUCGCCGCUCACUACUUCAAGCUGGGGCGGUCGCUCGGCUUCACGCCGUCUGAUUCGUCUCCGAACGACGAUCGUCUGGCCUCCGCCAAGGUCGCUCGGACGCUGGAAAAGCCCAUGGCGAUUUUGGAGGUCAGGCUGGGCCCAGAAAUCCAGGAAGCGUUCGCCAGCGGAAAAUUGUCGCCGAGUGGCAAGGUCCUCCACCUCAAUGUCCCGAUGGUCGUUCAGGGCGACUCCUCAAGGAGUGUACAGCUGUUGGGCCAUCCGAUGAUCAAGGACAUCUAUCUCCACUGUGAGCAGGUCUUCUCCACGGACGACAAGGUCGCUCCACAGCCCGAGGAGGUGCCACCGAAUCAUCUGAUGAUGUUCUGGUUGGUGCUCAAGGCAACAGCCUCUCAAGAUGCAAUUCCGGGCCAAUCCGAUGUCCACGAGGGGCUCUUCAGAUACCUUCAGAAAAACACGAAGCCCGCCGCACGAAAAGAGGAAGAUGGAGCAGGCACAACGUGGGUUCUCUUCACAACACCAGUGUCGAGCCUUCUGGCCUACCAUGCUCAGCAGAAGGCCACAAAAGAAAACCAUGAUGCUGAGCAGUGUGAGGUCCUCCUCUACAAGUUUGGCCUCUCCCUGCAAUCUCUCUUGGAACCCGACGAAGGCAUUACAACCAGCAACAUGCCCUUCGAGUCGUCCUUGUUCGGCGACUACUGGUCGAUCAGAGGAGAGGAUUCGAAGCUGGCGGCCUUUCUGUCCAAGGCCGCUCUAGAGACGGAGUACAAAGGCAAGGUCAUCCGUGCCGGCCUCUCUGUGAUCCCUGCAGAUCGUCGUUUCUCCGAGCCACUCGAUGUGAGAGCGCAAGACCGCUUGGAGGAUUUGGAUGACACGAUCAACAUGUACAGCGAGAGGCGCCAAAAGCUGGCUGAUUCUGAGUGA
Symbiodinium sp. CCMP2592 is the source of this 1029-nucleotide messenger RNA. The record is from the annotation of a GenBank genome assembly. NCBI's taxonomy places the organism in Eukaryota, Dinophyceae, Suessiales, Symbiodiniaceae.